Molecule: messenger RNA, 1444 nt
Organism: Pseudogymnoascus verrucosus
Lineage: Eukaryota; Fungi; Ascomycota; Leotiomycetes; Thelebolales; Thelebolaceae
Exons: 2
Coding region: 235-1329 (364 amino acids)
Source: RefSeq, a predicted model, not a curated record
AUUUGAGUACGAUCUACGAUACUUAAUAAGUAUUGCUUUUUAUAGAAUUAUUGAUGUGCUGUUGUCUGUCAUUACCGCCAUAAUCUAUAUUUCCCAUUCUAUACCUAGUCUUAUUGACUUUGAUAGAGAAUCGCUCCAAAUCUACUGUAUUCCAUGGGCAACCCAUCACUGGGAGGCUAUCAACAAGACGAAUAAUCUCUAGGGAGACCAAGGUUUCCGUACGACUCUCAAGAGAUGUCGCAACGUAUAACUUCCAUGCUCAGCCCUUCGAGCGAUCACCCGCCAUCAUUUAGUGACGCUGUCCCUUCCUACAAUGACCACACACUCGAUGAACGCUUUGAGCCAUCCUCCUCUCACCCAGUACACCAAGCCAGCUCAGAAACCCCUAAACCACGCCCUCUCAGCUCAAACAACCCUUAUAGGCAAUUAUUGGAACAUUCACCUCCUCUAGAAGCUGCCCCGGGUAUCAGUCUGUCCACACCACCUCAACCCGAAACUCAAGCCAGCCAUCAAACCCCGCCAGCCUCACCUACGCAUCCCAGCGAACGCCAGCAAUCGAGCCUCCCCCCUCAACAGACACCCGCCGAGCUCGAUGCUCUCCAGGCGACGGCUCAAGCCGCCCAAAGAGCCCCUGAAUUCCUCUCACUCGACCGCGACCUCAUCUUCCCGCCGCCUCCCUCUCAAGCUCUCUAUUCCCUGGCAUUUGCACUGUCUCCCAAUGGCAGAUCGAAUACUGUCCGACGCUCCGUCCCCGCCGUUACGCGAGCAGACGGGAGCCAGCGCUCUGAAGUCACCGAUAAAGACCUCUAUACCAUCCGCCGGGAUUCUUUUUUUAAUUCCCGCUUUAUCAUAGAAGGGAAGCGCCGAAGCACCUUCCCAGGGACCUUGAAUCUAAGGUAUCAUGCGAAUAUAAUCAAAGGCCCGUAUUGGGACUGCACGGUGGAGAAGACGGGAGAGUUGCUGAUGAGGGGAAAGGGCGAGGAGUGGAUAGAUGGCCUAGGACGGACCGUUGGCCGCGAGCCCGAAGGGGUCUGCUUGGGGAGGAAGAAGAGAAAGGUAAUGGAGAAAGAGCAUGAACAGAGGACUCAAGGCCAAAACGUGGCGUGGAAACCACCUGUUUUGGAGCUGGUGGGGGAGGGGAAGAAUGCAGGCGGUGAUGAUAGUAGUGAAGAUGCCAAAGCUAGGAUCAGGGACUUACUCGUUACAUGCUGGGUGGCCAAGUGUUGGGAUGCCGAGAGAGUAGCCGCGAUGCCGGAGCAGCUUGCGGCGGAUGGGUCUCGUUGGAAACGAAGGUCUGAAGUUCCCCGAGGAACUAGUUUCUUUUUCUAAUUGGGAGUAUUCUAGCUUUUUUUCACCUCACCCACCGUUGCGCGCCAUACCCAGUCCGAAUGAUCCUAGACAGUAGCUAGUGAACGUUUGCUAGUAAUUUAUUGUUCAAGCUGAA